Daphnia pulicaria is the source of this 2874-nucleotide messenger RNA. RefSeq lists its product as uncharacterized. Bases 1 to 2874 code for a protein of 957 amino acids. Gene Ontology annotation, molecular function: DNA binding. The transcript has 2 exons. The record is from RefSeq and is a predicted model, not a curated record. NCBI's taxonomy places the organism in Eukaryota, Metazoa, Arthropoda, Branchiopoda, Diplostraca, Daphniidae. Gene Ontology annotation, biological process: DNA integration; DNA recombination.
AUGGCUAAACCUCUUCUUUUUCUCCUUGAGAGGAAAACUAAGAGAAGCGACAAGGACACCAAAGCAUUAAAGACGCUGUCACUACUCUGGGCCCAUCUUUUCUGUGAGAUUACCCACUCCACACGUCUCAACAUCCUCACCCAGACUCACCCAAACCACAUCGGCCUACUCUCCCGUGCAGCAGAGAAACUUCCUGUUGGCGGCGAGGACCUUUUUGGAACAGAGUUCGUGAACGAACUCAUCUCCCAAGUCAAAACUGCUUCUUUGAUGAACAGUUCUACAGCGGGGCCAUCAGCUACUUCAACACCUGGAAAACGUAAACGUUCACCUCCCCCUCUACAAGACUCUCGCAAGGAUAGGAGUAACUACAGCUUCGACCGGUAUGUCAAACCUACCUUUAUUUCUAAAAUUGAUUUGCCAAUUGCCGGUCGCACUGCCCAUUUUGUUGAUGCAUGGGCCCAUUUGACUAAAGAUCCGUGGGUUUUAUCUACUGUUGAGUAUGGAUUUGAGCUAGAAUUUAUUGCCGAACCUCCCUUUCAACAUAGUAUACCGCCGAACGCAUCAAUGGAUGCCGUUCAGCUAGAUCUUUGUUCAACUGAGGUGGAGUCUCUCAUAAAAAAGGGUGCGGUAGUAGAGACAGAGGAGAAAGGGGGCUACGUCAGCCGAUACUUUCUUGUCCCAAAGAAAGGACCGAACGAAUGGAGGCCCAUCAUUAACUUAAAACCUUUAAAUCAGUUUCUUUCUUGCCGCCAUUUUAAAAUGGAAGGGAUUGCCACAGUUCGUCACACGGUGAGGCAGGGGGAUUUUUUGGCUAAAGUCGACCUUACUGACGCCUACUUUACUAUUCCGAUUUUUCGAGGCCAUCGGAAAUAUUUACGCUUUCGUUGGGGGCGUAAAACAUUCGAAUAUACAUGUCUACCUUUUGGUCUUUGUGCUUCACCUUGGGUUUUUACUAAACUAUUGAAAGUGGCCGUCACUUUUCUGCGUCGUUCCGGGAUCAGACUCGUUAUUUAUCUUGACGAUUUGCUGAUCGUGGGCACUACUACUCAAGAAUGCAGCGACGCAGUAGCACAAGUCAUUCAUGUUUUGGAAUCUUUGGGAUUCUUAAUCAACUUUAAUAAAUCUGAAAUAGUCCCCACGCAAUGCAUAGAGUACAUAGGGCUUAUCACCAAUUCCGUCUCCAUGUCGUUCUGCCUCACCGAUAAAAAGAUUUGCGACAUUCGUCGGUUAUGCACCGAAGUUUUAAAAAAGGGGAAAUGUUCUCUUCGUCAACUGGCAAAGAUAAUAGGGAACCUUAACUGGGCUUCUUAUGCAGUAAAUUUUGCACAAGCUCACUUUCGCAGUUUGCAGGCUACCCUCAUUUCAUCUUCUCGAGCCAAUAACGACAAUUUAGACGCCGUCAUUUAUUUGAAUGAAGACAUUCGUGCCGAUCUGAAGUGGUGGACCACUUCCGCCAAUUUUACCUCCGGCAAACCUCUACUUCUCUCACGUCCGGAUAUUCGCUUGUCCUCCGACGCUUGCCUCUCGGGCUGGGGGGCAGUUUGUCUCGACGUCAAGACGGGUGGGCCUUGGUCCGGUUCCGAAAUUGGUCGCCAUAUUAACAACCUAGAGAUCCUUGCUGCCCUUAAAGCCCUCGAAUGUUUCGCUUCUUCUCUCUCUAAAUGCACAAUAGAGAUCGAGAUCGACAACACCACAGCAGUUAGCUACAUUAACAAACUAGGCGGAUGCCAGUCAAAGGACCUUUGUGAAGUCUCCCUACGCAUUGCCAAUUUUUGUGAAGAGAGGAAAAUCUUUCUAACCGCCAUUUUUGUCCCCGGCACUGCGAAUGUUCUCGCGGACGCAGAAUCAAGACGCUCCCUCUCGGCGGGCGAUUGGAGACUCUCUCCAACAGCUUUCAUGUCCAUCUGCCUUCAGUGGCCAGUCCAAGUGGACCUUUUCGCGUCAGAAUGGAACCAUCAACUGCCACGGUUCGUCAGUUGGUUCCCACAACCCAAAUGCUGGAAGGUAGACGCGUUCAGCUUACCAUGGAAAGGGCUAGGCGCGUUUUGUUUUCCCCCGUUCAGCUUGAUUCCAUUCUGCCUGUCGAAACUGAUGAGAGAAGAGGCCGAGGCAAUUUUUGUCACCCCGUACUGGCCGAGCCAAUCAUGGUUCCCGAUCAUAAUGGACCUCGCCAUGGCCGUUCCGCGACUAUUACGUCCGUCGCCGGACCUUCUCACAUCUCCUCUGGGAGAGAGUCAUCCGCUUGUACAAGACGAUUCCAUCCGCCUGAUCGUCUGGAAACUCUCAGACUCCGCUUUACUGAGAGCGGAGUUUCAGAAGACGCUUCAGCCCUCAUCCUCUCCGCAACACGAAAAAAUACAAACGCUGCAUACCAGAGCGCUUGGAAUUUUUGGAGAAAUUGGUGCUACGAGGGAAAAGGAUCCCUUGUCUCCUAGCCCCGCAGAUAUAAUUAAUUUUUUGGCUGAAUAUAGCGUAGGAAGGAGCUACAGAACAGUCAAUGUCGCCCGCUCUGCUCUCUCUUCUACGCUUGCUGUAAACCCGGACCGUACUGCAGCGUUGCGCGAUACCACAAACUCCUCCUCUCUCUUGCUCAGCAGCAACAAACCCCAUGGCCCGGCCUCUGUAGCUACAAUCGGGCGUUGGAUUAAAGAACAGCUCAAAAUAGCCGGUAUCGACACGUCUAUCUUCUCAGCACACUCGGCUAGAGGGGCAGCAGCAUCCAAAGCGGUCUUAUCUGGUAUACCGAUUCAAACUGUCUUAGACGCCGGCCAUUGGGCCAGGGAGUCUACAUUCAAACAGUUCUACCACAGGGAGGUAUUUAAUGGACCAACCAACCUGAUCACUAGUUCCGUCCUUCAACCACCAUCAAUUUAA